Messenger RNA from Nannospalax galili (Upper Galilee mountains blind mole rat), 3116 nucleotides. It is a transcript of the gene Chpf, whose product is annotated as chondroitin polymerizing factor. Gene Ontology annotation, molecular function: glucuronosyl-N-acetylgalactosaminyl-proteoglycan 4-beta-N-acetylgalactosaminyltransferase activity. Gene Ontology annotation, cellular component: Golgi cisterna membrane. NCBI's taxonomy places the organism in Eukaryota, Metazoa, Chordata, Mammalia, Rodentia, Spalacidae. The transcript has 4 exons. The coding region runs from base 366 to 2690 and encodes 774 amino acids. The record is from RefSeq and is a predicted model, not a curated record.
CUCCGCCCCCGGCAUCUGGCUCUCUGGCGCUGAGGAGGGGGCACUUCCGGGGGUCCUUCCCCUUUAACCUCCCGUUUCUCCUCCCUCUCCGGUAGCUGACGGCAGAAACCCCACCUUGGGGGCGGGGCCCUCUCAGUGACACGUCGGACAGUGGCGGCCGUCCGGGAGGCCGGGGCGCGGAGCGCAGCUGGAGGGACCUCGGAGCUCGGGCGGGGGUUUCGGCUCGCUCCGCUGGCUGUGAUCAGCGGAGAGGGAGCGGGCCCGCCCGCUGGGCCCGGGCCCUCCGGAUCCGCCCCCUCCCCGGUCCCGCCCCCUCGGAGCCUCCUCUGGCUGCGCGGGGGUCGGGGGCCCGCUGUCCGGACGCCAUGCGGGCUUCGCUGCUGCUGUCGGUGCUGCGGCCCGCAGGGCCCGUGGCCGUGGGCAUCUCCCUAGGCUUCACCCUGAGCCUGCUCAGCGUCACUUGGGUGGAGGAGCCAUGCGGCCCGGGGCCGCCCCAACCUGGCGAUUCUGAGCUGCCGCCGCGCGGCAACACCAACGCGGCGCGCCGGCCCAACUCGGUGCAGCCCGGAGCCGAGCGCGAGAGGACGGGGGCCGGCGCAGGCGCCGCAGAGAACUGGGAGCCGCGCGUCUUGCCCUACCGCCCGGCACAGCCGGGUCAGGCCGCCAAGAAGGCCGUCAGAACUCGAUAUAUCAGCACAGAGUUGGGCAUCAGGCAGAGGCUGCUGGUAGCCGUCUUGACCUCACAGGCCACGUUGCCUACACUAGGCGUGGCCGUGAACCGCACUCUGGGACACCGACUAGAGCGGGUGAUGUUCCUGACAGGCGCCCGUGGCCGCAGGACACCAUCAGGCAUGGCCGUGGUGACACUGGGCGAGGAGAGGCCUAUCGGACACCUACACCUGGCGCUGCGCCACCUGCUGGAGCAACACGGUGAUGACUUUGACUGGUUCUUUCUAGUGCCUGAUACAACCUACACUGAGGCCCAUGGACUGGCACACUUAGCUGGCCACCUUAGCCUUGCCUCAGCAACCCACCUCUAUCUCGGCCGACCUCAGGACUUCAUUGGUGGAGAGUCCACCCCAGGCCGCUACUGCCACGGGGGCUUUGGAGUGUUGUUGUCACGCACUCUGCUACAGCAGCUUCGCCCCCACCUGGAAAGCUGCCGUAAUGACAUCGUUAGUGCACGCCCUGAUGAGUGGCUGGGCCGGUGCAUUCUGGAUGCCACAGGCGUGGGCUGUACUGGUGACCAUGAGGGGGUACACUACACCUAUUUGGAGCUGAGCCCUGGGGAGCCUGUGCAGGAGGGAGACCCUCGUUUUCGCAGUGCCUUGACAGCCCACCCUGUGCGUGACCCUGUGCACAUGUACCAGCUGCACAAAGCUUUUGCCCGAGCUGAGCUGGAACGCACAUACCAGGAAAUCCAGGAGCUGCAGUGGGAGAUCCAGAAUACCAGCCGACUGGCUGCUGAUGGGGAGCGGGCUGCUGCCUGGCCAGUGGGUAUUCCAGCACCAUCCCGCCCUGCCUCACGCUUUGAGGUUCUGCGCUGGGACUACUUCACAGAGCAGUAUGCUUUCUCCUGUGCUGAUGGCUCACCUCGUUGCCCACUUCAUGGGGCUGACCAGGCUGAUGUGGCUGAUGUUCUGGGGACAGCCUUGGAGGAGCUCAACCGCCGCUACCAACCAGCCCUGCAACUCCGGAAGCAGCAACUGGUGAAUGGCUACCGCCGUUUUGAUCCUGCCCGGGGUAUGGAGUACACCUUGGACUUACAGCUGGAAGCACUGACGCCCCAGGGUGGCCGCUGGCCUCUCACCCACCGGGUACAGCUCCUACGACCCCUGAGCCGUGUGGAGAUCUUGCCUGUGCCCUAUGUCACAGAGGCCUCACGUCUCACUGUGCUACUGCCUCUGGCUGCAGCCGAGCGUGACCUGGCUGCUGGCUUCCUGGAGGCCUUUGCCACUGCAGCACUGGAACCUGGUGAUGCAGCAGCCCUGACCCUGCUGCUGUUGUAUGAGCCACGCCAGGCACAGCGGGCAGCCCAUGCAGAUGUCUUCGCACCUGUCAAGGCCCACGUGGCAGAGCUAGAGCGUCGGUUCCCUGGCUCCCGGGUGCCCUGGCUCAGUGUGCAGACAGCUGCACCCUCUCCUCUGCGCCUCAUGGAUCUACUCUCCAAGAAGCACCCACUGGACACACUGUUCCUGCUGGCCGGGCCAGACACGGUGCUCACACCUGACUUCCUGAACCGAUGCCGCAUGCAUGCCAUCUCUGGCUGGCAGGCCUUCUUUCCCAUGCACUUUCAAGCCUUCCAUCCUGCGGUGGCUCCACCUCAGGGGCCUGGGCCACCAGAGCUGGGCCGUGACACUGGCCGCUUUGAUCGCCAGGCAGCCAGUGAGGCCUGCUUCUACAACUCCGACUAUGUGGCGGCCCGUGGGCAGCUGGUGGCAGCCUCAGAGCAGGAGGAGGAGCUUCUGGAGAGCCUGGAUGUAUAUGAGUUGUUCCUGCGCUUCUCCAGCUUGCAUGUGCUGCGGGCAGUAGAGCCAGCUCUGCUGCAGCGCUACCGGGCCCAGUCAUGUAGUGCACGGCUCAGUGAGGACCUAUACCACCGCUGCCGCCAGAGUGUACUGGAGGGCCUUGGCUCUCGCACCCAGCUCGCUAUGCUGCUUUUUGAGCAGGAGCAGGGUAACAGCACCUGACCCUACCCUGGUCCCCUGCCCCUGUCCUACUCUUCCCCAAAACCUGGAGCCACCUGUCAGCCUCGCUGGACAGGGCUGGCUGUAGCCUUGAGGGGCAGCCUGCUGGUUAUUUGUCUUCUGCUUUGUAGACCCCUGGACAAGCCUUGGGAAAGGUGCCCCAGAGUAACCCCUUCUUGUUCCAAGAAGAGUCUCCCUGCCCCUUUGACACUGCUGAUCCAGGCUGUGGCCUCAGUAUAUUUAUGCAGCACAGUCUGCCUGACGCCAGCCAUGCCUCCUGGGGUCUUGUCCUGGGGCUGGGCUGUAGAGGAGUUCUUGGAGAAGGGGGGAGUAGAGAGAGGAGGGGUGGGGUGUGGCAUCUCCCACCUUCUCCUGUUUGGACCCCUGAUGAGUCUCUGGCUUUAAUAAACUGGCUGAGUGUGGACUGGU